Messenger RNA from Fomitopsis serialis, 480 nucleotides. RefSeq lists its product as uncharacterized. The record is from RefSeq and is a predicted model, not a curated record. The transcript has a single exon. The annotation marks the transcript as partial. NCBI's taxonomy places the organism in Eukaryota, Fungi, Basidiomycota, Agaricomycetes, Polyporales, Fomitopsidaceae.
CCUAUCGAGAUAUAUGAAAACAUCAUUGAACACUCGGAUCGGGUUAUGCUACCUUCUGCGACAUUGGUUUGCCGGGCAUGGUAUCCUCGUGCCAGUCAGAGUCUCUAUCACACCGUCAUCAUCGAGUCGCGUGCAAGCUAUGGUUUGUUGACGACGCAGCUCCGCACGUCGCCUCGCAUCUCGCAUUGGCUUGCGUAUACGCACGAACUGGUCAUCGGACGCUACCGACCCAGCGACUCGAAUAUACCCUUUCUGGACGCCCUUCCUCUUGUCUUCGCACAAGCUUUACCAGCCUUGCGGGUGCUCGAGAUUCGUCGGAGCUUGCGUCCUGCUAUGCAUCCGAGUUUCUAUCUCGCCCUCCGCCAGUUCCAACAUCUCACGUCAUUGCAUCUAUGUCUUGUCAAGCUGAGCAGCACUGCUCAGCUACGACGGAUUGUCUGUGCAUUUCCGAGUCUGGAAGACCUCGCCUUGGAAAAUGUA